This is a messenger RNA of Eriocheir sinensis (Chinese mitten crab), 759 nucleotides long. RefSeq lists its product as uncharacterized. The transcript has 3 exons. Bases 238 to 759 code for a protein of 173 amino acids. The record is from RefSeq and is a predicted model, not a curated record. NCBI's taxonomy places the organism in Eukaryota, Metazoa, Arthropoda, Malacostraca, Decapoda, Varunidae.
UGUCAACAGCGUCCACCACACCGUCCCGUGCUGCUGCUGCCCGCCGCGCGUGUGUGUGUGUGUGUGUGUCAGGCGGCCUGCUGCCCCAGCACCCUCACCCUGUACCACUGCUGCUGGCUGCUACCGCACGAUGGCCAGCAAUCCUCCGUCAGGUGGUGUGGCCGGCCCAGACCUCAGAUCCCAGGUGUACGGACAGCUGGAAGGUGCCGACACAGGGUUCUGAGGGGGCGGCUUUCCAUGCAGGGUAGGGAAGUUGUGGCCUUGGCCACAGCUGUGUGCUGGCCGUGUCUGUGCCCACGCCCUGGGCCUGUGCUGGGCAGGACCCCGGCCUGCAUGUCCCCUACCCCAGCCUGUGCUGGGCAGGAACCAGCGACCUGCAUGUCCCCCACCCCAGCCUGUGCCGGGCAGGAACCCCCGACCUGCAUGUCCCCACACCAGCCUGUGCUGGGCAGGAACCCCCGACCUGCAUGUCCCCACACCAGCCUGUGCUGGGCAGGAACCCCCGACCUGCAUGUCCCCACACCAGCCUGUGCCGGGCAGGAACCCCCGACCUGCAUGUCCCCACACCAGCCUGUGCUGGGCAGGAACCCCCAACCUGCAUGUCCCCACACCAGCCUGUGCUGGGCAGGAACCCCCGACCUGCAUGUCCCCACACCAGCCUGUGCUGGGCAGGAACCCCCGACCUGCAUGUGCCGGGCAGGAACCCCCGACCUGGAGGCUCUCUACACAUGUAUUCUCUCGGUGCGCAUCAACACUUAG